UUUCGGUUCGAGGCGGCCCUGGCUCCAGACGAUAUGUGGCCCAUGUUCCUCUUAUAUGGUAGACGCCUGGCGAAGUAGCUCGUCAGGUGAUUGUUCCUUCGCAGAGGCCUUUCAGAAGCGUGGAAGAAACCAGCGGAGCGCAGCGUUGCAGUUCUUCCGAGAGGUUGCUCUGUCCAGCCCAGGCCGCUGCACUGCGAGCAUCAGCGCGUGCGGGAAAAGCAGGCAGUGGCAGCGGGCGCUGCUGCUCCUCAGGGGACUGGUCGAAGGGAAGCUGGAGUCCAGCGUCAUCCUACAACGCUGGGAUCAGUUCGUGUGAGAAAGGUGAUCAGUGGCGGCAUGCUCUGGCAUUGUUGAGCGCGAUGCGGGACGAGAGAUUGGAGCCAGACGUCAUCAGCUUCAGCGCUGGGAUCCGCGCGUGCGGGAAAGGCGAGCAGUGGCAGCGGGCGUUGGCUCUUUUCGGCGAGCUAUGGGAUUCGAAGAUGGAACCCGACGUCAUCACCUACGGCACAGUGAUCAGCUCGUGUGGCAAGUGCGAGCAAUGGCGGCUGGCCUUGGCGCUGCUCGGUGAGAUGGCGGCGGCGAGGGUAGAGCCAAACGUGGUCUACUCAGCUACAACGCCGGGGCCAGCGCGUGUCAAGAAUGCUCACAGUGGCAGCAGGUGGUGUUGCUGUUCGGCGACAUGUUGGAAGUGAAGGUGGAGCCCAACGUCAUCAGUUACAGCGCUGCGAUGAGCGCCUGCGGUAAGCAUGGGCAAUGGCAGCAGGUGUUGGCGGUGUUUGACGAUAUGCGGCAGGCGAAGGUGGAACCCAACGUUGUUAUUACAGCGCCGGGAUCAGCGCGUGCGAGAAGGGCGGGCAGUGGCGGCAAGCGCUGUCGUUGCUCAGUGAGAUGAGCCAUGUUAAGUUGGAGCCCAACUCAGCUACAAUGCUGGGAUCAGCGCGUGCCAGAAGGGCGAUGAGUGGCAGCGGGCAUUAUCGUUGCUCGGCGACAUGCGCGAAGCCAAUGUACGCGUCACUGCCAUCAGUUACAAUGCUGGGAUCAGCGCAUGCGAAAAGGGCGAACAGUGGCAGAAGACUUUAGCGUUACUUCGCGAGAUGCCAUGUUCGAAGUUGACGCCAGGAGUCCUCAGCUACAACGCUGCGAUCAGUGCGUGCGAGCAGGGUGGGCAAUGGCCGCAGGGCCUGUCCCUGCUUGGCGAGAUGCGGGAUGCGAAGCUGGAGCCCGACAUCAUUUUUGUCAGCUUCAACGCUGGGAUCAGUGCGUGUAGAAACGGCGGGCAGUGGCAGGUGGCAUUGGCGUUGCUCAAAGAGAUGCGGGAUACGAAUUUGGAACCUGCGGUCAUCACCUACAGCGCUGGGAUCAGUGUUUGCGACAAGGCGGGACAGUGGCAGCGGGCCUGUUUGUUACUCGGGGCAAUGUCGACUGCUAAGUGUCAGCCUAACAUCAUCAGCUACAGUGCUGCGAUCAGCGCAGCCGGCACAUGUGGACAAUGGCGGGUGGCGUUGCUGUUGCUCGGCGAGUUGUUGGCGGCGAGAUUGGAGCCCAACGCAAUC
This is a messenger RNA of Prorocentrum cordatum, 1553 nucleotides long. Lineage: Eukaryota; Dinophyceae; Prorocentrales; Prorocentraceae. The record is from the annotation of a GenBank genome assembly.